CAUUUAAAAAUACUUUCUAAAAAAAAAUAAGUGAAAUAAUAAAUUUAAAUAAAACAGUGACAAUGUUGAUCCAUAUCCUUAACACUUUUAGAUAUUUGUUAUUUUUUCAUAUAAAUCUUAAAUUCAAAGCAUGUACAGAGCAUGGAAUAAUAUUCUAUUAUAAAAAUAUUAUGUAUGGUCGUUAUACCAAAGAUUUAGGAGAGUAUGCAAAAGAUGAAGCAAGAAGAUUUAAACAGUUGGAGCGACAACGAAAAAAAGAAGAUAGAGCUAAAGAUAAGGAAUUACUUGGCAGACGUAGAAAAGGAAAAAUAUUUCAAGCCGUGUCUUGGUGUUGGCGACAUACGUUUGCUAGAAUGGGCGAGGAUUGGAUAUUCUUAGCUAUGCUUGGUUUCAUCAUGGCUGUUCUUUCUUACGUCAUGGAUAAAGGAAUCUCCAUGUGUAACAAUGCCAGAGUAUGGUUAUACAGAGAUCUCACAUCAGAUCCAGCAAUACAGUUCCUUGCGUGGGUGUCCUUACCCUUUUGUUUGGUUCUAUUCUCAGCUGGAUUUGUGCACUUAGUUGCACCACAAAGCAUAGGCUCGGGGAUUCCUGAGAUGAAGACAAUUCUUAGAGGUGUUGCGCUUAAAGAAUAUUUGACAUUUAAGACACUUGUUGCAAAAGUUAUAGGAUUAACGGUAGAGAUAAAUGGAUCACAUUUAUUCAAGGCAACUUUAGGUUCAGGGAUGCCUUUAGGGAAGGAAGGACCUUUUGUUCAUAUUGCCAGUAUUGUUGCUCAAUUGUUAAGCAAACUUAUCACAUCUUUUCAAGGUAUAUUUGAAAACGAGUCUCGAAACACUGAGAUGUUAGCAGCUGCUUGUGCUGUCGGGGUGGGAUCAUGCUUUGCAUCUCCAGUGGGAGGUGUUUUAUUUAGUAUCGAAGUAACAACCACUUAUUUUGCUGUGAGAAAUUAUUGGAGAGGUUUCUUUGGUGCUGUAUGCGGCGCGACAUUCUUUCGCUUACUAGCUGUGUGGUUUCAACGAGCAGAUACAUUAACUGCAUUAUUUUUAACUAGUUUUACAAUGGAUUUUCCCUAUGAUCCCCAAGAGCUUCUGGCAUUUGCUUUUAUAGGUAUUAUUUGUGGAUUUGGAGGAGCUUUGUGGGUGUGGGUGCAUAGACGAUACGUCUUCUUCAUGCGCUCAAAUAAAGUUCUCAAUAAGUUUCUACAGAAAAAUCGUUUUAUUUAUCCUGGAAUUUUAGCUUUUAUAGUCGCUUCGGUCUCAUAUCCCAAUGGGCUUGGGAAGUUCAUAGCUGGUGAACUGAGUACUCAUGAACAGGUUUCAAACCUUUUCACCAAUUUCACAUGGUCACAAAAUAAUUUAAAUGUUGAACAAGCCGCGAUUGUUUCGCAGUGGUCCAACACCUAUGUGGAUGGCGUCUUUUUCAACCUAUUUUUCUUCUCAAUCAUAACUUCAACUAUUCCAGUGCCUUCGGGCAUUUUCAUUCCUGUUUUUAAAAUAGGUGCUGCAAUGGGACGCAUAAUGGGAGAAGCAAUGCAUCUGUCGUUUCCAACAGGAGUUCGAUAUGGUGGAAGAACAAAUCCUAUCAUUCCAGGAGGUUAUUCCGUCGUCGGAGCUGCAGCUUUUGCAGGCAGUGUGACACAUACUGUAUCUGUUGGUGUAAUUGUGUUUGAAAUGACUGGUCAAAUUUCACAUUUAGUUCCUGUGAUGAUUGCAGUUUUGAUUUCAAAUGCAAUAGCAGCUCUUCUCCAACCAUCAAUAUACGACAGUAUCAUUUUAAUUAAGAAACUCCCCUAUUUACCUGAUCUCCUUCCAUCUGGCAGUGGAAUGUAUAACUUUACAGUAGAAGACUUCAUGCUUCGAGAUGUUAAGUAUAUUUGGCAAGGCAUUACCUACCAAACACUAAAAGAGGUUUUGAAGCAGAACAAGCAAUUAAGAAGUUUCCCAUUGGUCGACAGUCCAGAUAAUAUGAUUCUUUUGGGAUCAGUUCAACGUUUUGAAUUGAUUAGAAUGUUAGAGAAGCAUAUUGGACGAGAGAAACGUUUAGAAGUUGCAGCAAAAUGGAAAAAGGAAGCGGAUGAACGUGAAGAACAGGAACGAAUUAAACUUAUGCAGUCUGAACAACAAAGAAGACCUUCGAGAUUUGAAGUCACUCCAGCGCCUGAUAUCGAUAAAUUACGUCAAAUAGCAAACAAUGAAAUGCUUACACCAAAAGCUAAAAAGCAAAGCUCACAGUUUAAUCCCGUGUUUGGCUCACUUCCAAAAAAAUCAAUUCUAAAAAAGACAAAUUCAUUCACUAUGAAAGGAUUUAGUCCAUUAAGUUCAGCUCAUAGUCCAAUACAUACGCCUUAUUCAACCAUCACGGUAGCGGAAAACCGUAUUCGAUCUGCUUUUGAUGUUAUUUUCAAAAAAUCAGCAACACUUCAAGACGUUCAAAAUCCAAACGAUCCAGAAUUAGGCUCGAAAUCAUCUUUGGGAUGGAAAGGUGACAUGUCACCGAGCGUCGACGGACCAAACUUUCCCAGUAGUAUUUCUAAAAAGGUUCAAUUGCCACGAGAACGUGUCUGUGAUAUGUCAGCAGAAGAUCAAAAAAUUUGGGAACAAGAAGAAAUGGCUAAAGCAAUUGAUUUAGAAGCAGCAAACGUACAUAUUGAUGCAGCGCCGUUCCAACUUGUCGAGCGAACAUCUUUAUUAAAGGUUCAUUCUCUUUUCUCUAUGGUGGGAAUAAAUCAUGCAUAUGUCACACAAAUUGGACGAUUAGUUGGAGUUGUCGCUCUUAAAGAGCUUCGAAAAGCAAUUGAAGAUGUAAACAGCGGAAAUUUGGUAUCGAAUUCUCAGCCACAACAAAGAGUACCUUUGACUCCAAUUUCGCCUGUUUCAGAACCUCUUCUUAUGAAACUUGAUAAGGAAGUUACAAACAAUUCAAACACUGUUACAAGUAUAGAUUCUCUUUUCCAAUCAAAUUCUGAAAAUUGUUCAACAGAUAUCGAACUUGACAAUAUUCGAAACUCUAUGAAAUUGCAAUGAUGAAAAAGUAUGUGAACAUUCUUCAAAACGAACAAAAGCCACUUAAAAUUCUAAAAACUUUGACCUAAGCUUCUUCAGUAACUGCCUUCCUUUUCAUAGUUAAAUUUGAAAAUUCAAAGUUAAUAAAUACAAAUCGAUAUACAUAUUUAUAAAGUAUUUUCAACCUUCUUUAAUAUAAUCAAAUUUAUCUAUUUAAAUAAAUUGUUCAUGAACAAAAUAUUUGUGUAGAACAUUAUACAGGUUUAAAAUAAAAAAAAACUCCCUAUUUAUAUUUACGUGUUUUGUAAGUUUUCAUUUUAAUAUGAUUCGGAAAAACAAAUCAUUGACGAAUGUUGCAAAAAAUUUUAAUUUAAAACCGAAAAAGAUUAAUCAUUUUGAGAGAGUCGAAAAAUAUCUAAUUGUAACUGCAGAUAGGGAUGUGAAGUUUUUGAAUGUUUAUUUAUUCAAUAAUAGGAAGAAAAAGUAAUGAAAGUUAUAUCAUAAAAAUUUAUCAAAGAUAAAUUUGUUAAGCAAAUUUAAGUGAAAUUAAUAAAGUCCGUUAAUAGAAGAAGGUCUAGUAUAGACUCUUGAUUGAGAUGACAUUUCAAUUUUUUCUGCUUCCAAACGUCCCGAAAAAAAUAUUGCAAGUUUUUCCUUGUAUCUUCAUAGGUCAAAGAUAUUUUAUGCAAAUCGAGAUGAAUUGUCUUUAAUAUCCAAUCAGAAAAAUAGAAAAUCUGAUGAACGAUUUCUGAGACGAAACUUUUUGUCUUAUUUUGAACUCUCGAAGAAAGUUUGACAGAAAAAUUAAUCAAGUGAACAAUUUUUCUUGAAGUUUCUCUUACUAAAAGAACAAAUAGUUCUUCUAAAGUUUCUGGUCUUUUUUGGUUUUCCGGUUCAUUAAGAGACAAAUAAUUCCAAAUUUCUUUUGAUUUUCUAAUGGCUAGUUUUGGAUUCUUGACAAUCAUUUCAGCAGCAUAGAUGAGUACAUGGACAUCAUUUUUCAAUGCUCUAACUUCAGCAACAGUUCGUGAUGUUAACUUAUGCUUCAAUUUCUUAGAAAUCUUUUUCCCACGACGAUAUGUUUGAACCGCAUGAUUACCUUUCUCAUUUGUAUGCUCAGACUCAUCUGUUUUUAUAUUUUCUAUAUCUGGUAAAUAUUUAUCGAGAGCAUUAUCAGCCUUAUCCAAAGCUCCAUCAACAAUGUCGCCAAAAGAAUUUGCUCUUUUUAGAACAGGUUGAACAAAGUUAUCAGAAACAUAUUCUUUCGUGUUCCAAUAAAUCAUUUGUGGAGGCAAAUAAAGGUUAGGCAUGUUCUCCUCAAACCUUUCUAAAACUGAUAAUCCAAUUUUAUCAAUUUUCACCAAAGGUUUUUCUACUAGCUUUACAAUCGGACGAAGUGAUUCCAGUAACGAUAAUAUAACAUUUUCUGAUGUUUGCAGUCCCCAGUAUGUUAACUGAUUUGUUCGCUUCACUCUAUUGUAAGCAAUCAUCCCGACUUUUAAACCACUCUCUACCAUAGGAAUGGAAGCAAACUUAUCAACAGUUUCCAUAGGUAUUUCUGAGCCCCUACGUUUGAUUGUUGGUGCCCCUAUUAAAAAAUUUAAUCACAUUUAAAUUAAUAAUAUCAACAU
Clunio marinus is the source of this 4633-nucleotide messenger RNA. NCBI's taxonomy places the organism in Eukaryota, Metazoa, Arthropoda, Insecta, Diptera, Chironomidae. The record is from the annotation of a GenBank genome assembly.